AUGUACGACGAUCGAGGCUUUAUAGGCGACCCGGAAGAGAAUGCAAACGUCGGAAGUGUGAAUAUCAGCAUCGGAAGUGUGAAUAUCAGCAUCGGAAGUGCUAAUAUCAGCGUCGGAAGUGUGAACAUCAGCGUCAGAAGUGUGACCAUCAGCGUCGGAGAUGGAUCGGUCUUGAAGAGUCCGCUGACCACAGUCUUCCUCCCCAUCGUCUACAUCAUCGUAUUUGUCGUGGGUCUGCCUGCCAACGCUCUGGCCCUCUGGGUGUUUCUAUUCCGGACAAAGAAGAAGAACCCGUCCUCCAUCUUCAUGGCCAACCUGGCGCUGUGUGACCUGCUCUUUGUCAUCUGGAUCCCUCUGAAGAUCGCCUACCACUUCAACGGCAAUAACUGGAUCUAUGGCGAGGGUCUGUGCAAGGUCCUGGUGGGGUUCUUCUACGCCAACAUGUACUGCUCCACCGCCUUCAUUGCCUGCAUCAGCAUUCAGCGCUACUGGGGUGUCAUCCAGCCAUUGUCCCGGCAACGAAAGGACAACACUGUGAGCGUGGCCGUCUCCGUGUUGAUCUGGCUGGCGGUCUGGGUCCUAACCACGCCCCUCUUCCUGUACGACCAGACGGUGAGGGUCAGCAACAUGGACAUUGUCACGUGCCAUGACGUCACCCUUCGUAACCAGAGGGAGUUGGCGGCCGGCUACUUCCUGACCAUGGGCAUCCUGGGAUUCAUAGUUCCGGCGGCGGUGUGCGUGGUGGCCUACGUGCUGAUGCUCAAGGCCCUGUGGAGCUCCAUGACGGACGAGGCCAUCGCCAAGAAACGACGCAAGGCGGUGGCGCUGAUCAUCACCGUGUUGGUCAUGUUCCUGGUGUGCUUCAGUCCCAGUAACAUCAUGCUGCUGGUGCACUACGGCCUCCUGCUGGCCCAGAGGACCAACAACGGCUACGGCUUCUACAUCAUCACCCUGUGCCUGGCCAGCCUCAACAGCUGCAUCGACCCCUUCGUCUACUACUUUAUCUCGGAGGACUUCCGCAAACACAUACGGAACACGCUCAUCUGCCGCAGCCAGCGCAAGGCAGAGCGCAUGCGCGUGUCCUUCAAUGCACUCAAGAACUCCAAGAAGUCCAAGAAGAGUACGUACAGCUCUGACAGCUCUGGGAAGACCAAGAGCAGCAGCUGCUGACCGU
Molecule: messenger RNA, 1174 nt
Organism: Gadus macrocephalus (Pacific cod)
Lineage: Eukaryota; Metazoa; Chordata; Actinopteri; Gadiformes; Gadidae
Product: proteinase-activated receptor 2-like
Exons: 2
Coding region: 1-1170 (389 amino acids)
Biological process (GO): positive regulation of Rho protein signal transduction; blood coagulation; thrombin-activated receptor signaling pathway
Cellular component (GO): membrane
Molecular function (GO): thrombin-activated receptor activity
Source: RefSeq, a predicted model, not a curated record